Messenger RNA from Prorocentrum cordatum, 720 nucleotides. The record is from the annotation of a GenBank genome assembly. NCBI's taxonomy places the organism in Eukaryota, Dinophyceae, Prorocentrales, Prorocentraceae.
AUGCGGCGCGGCUGUCGGAGCAUUCUGUGGUCGACCGAGUGGCGGCAGUUGCAGCAUUCUGUAGUAGACGCGUUCACCACCAAGCCUGCCGUGCUGCGGGCUGCCGACAGCGUGUGGCAGGCAUCGCAGGUGAUUGAGGUGAUGGAGGAGGUCGAGGUGUCCACGCGCGUUCUGUUCUACCUGCAGCGGUACGCUUCGCAGCGGGUGCUCGUGUUCGCCGACAGGCCCAAGGCCUUGGAGAGCAGCCUGCCGAGCUGGGUCCUGAGCGACCCGUUGGCCACCGCGCAGAACGGCCAAGGCCGUGUCCAAGUGGUGUCCAACGACGUGCCCUGGGACUCCGGCGGUCUGUUCGACGUGGUGCUGCACGCCAGCGCCCCGCCAAACCGCGGCGAGUUCCACCGCCGGCUGGGCUCUUGUCGCCAGCUUGCGGUCGCGCUGCUCGCCACAGUCCCCAGGGGCGGCAGCACGAGGCUGAGCGACGCCUGGCUGUCCUUCGCGGAGUACGCCCAGUCUUCUGUGGUGGGGGAGGACGCGGAGCUGCUGCGGAGGCUCGCGUCGGAGGGCGACCAGGUGGAGGCCCGCGUGAGCGACCUCGAGCAGCUCACGUCGGAGAUAGCCAAGCGCGAGGCCAAGAGCGACAACGACUGGGACGCCUUCCGGGACGGCGUCGGCGCCGACCUGGCCUGGGACGACUGGGGCGGGAGCCACGCGGCGUUCUGA